Aspergillus versicolor CBS 583.65 is the source of this 2196-nucleotide messenger RNA. Its product is annotated as cystathionine beta-lyase STR3. Gene Ontology annotation, molecular function: pyridoxal phosphate binding. Gene Ontology annotation, cellular component: cytoplasm. The transcript has 4 exons. The record is from RefSeq and is a predicted model, not a curated record. Bases 1 to 2196 code for a protein of 731 amino acids. Lineage: Eukaryota; Fungi; Ascomycota; Eurotiomycetes; Eurotiales; Aspergillaceae. Gene Ontology annotation, biological process: transsulfuration; 'de novo' L-methionine biosynthetic process.
AUGUCGGCCUCCAAUAUGUUGAAAAAGACAUUCCCUCAGGUCGAUGCUGAGGGCCACAACCUACCCCCUUCUCCUGCUCCGUCGAGCCCUCAUGGAGCUAGACGCUACAAUAUUGCGACGGAGCUCGUCUUCACAGAGAGCAAUGACCAGUACAAUGCCAGCAGUGUCCCGAUCUACCAGAGCGCAACCUUCAAGCAGUCAUCCCACGAGGGAGGAGGAGAGUAUGACUACACCCGGUCGGGCAACCCAACUCGCACGCAUCUCGAACGACACCUCGCCAAGAUCAUGUCGGCGCAGCGCGCCCUCGUUGUAUCCUCUGGAAUGGCGGCUUUGGAUGUGAUUACCCGUCUUCUCCGCCCUGGUGACGAGGUUGUCACUGGUGAUGACCUUUACGGCGGAACUAACCGACUCCUCAAAUACCUCGCGACCAACGGUGGCAUUAUCGUUCACCACGUUGACACCACUAACCCUGACAAGGUGAAGGAAGUCCUGUCUGAAAAGACCGCCAUGGUGCUCCUGGAAACGCCGACAAACCCUCUCAUCAAGAUCGUUGAUAUCCCUACAAUUGCCACUGCGUCGCACGAAGCCAACCCCGGAGCUCUGGUUAUCGUGGAUAACACCAUGAUGUCCCCACUCCUGCUGAACCCUCUCGAUCUCGGUGCGGAUAUCGUUUAUGAGAGUGGAACAAAGUAUCUGUCCGGCCACCACGAUGUCAUGGCGGGAGUCAUCGCAGUCAACGACGCUAGCCUCGGCGAGCGGCUCUUCUUCCCCAUCAAUGCAUCGGGAUGUGGUCUAUCGCCAUUCGACUCAUGGCUGCUCAUGCGCGGAGUCAAAACACUCAAGGUCCGCAUGGACCAGCAGCAAUCUAACGCACAGCGAAUCGCAGAGUUUCUGGAAUCGCACGGAUUCAAGGUCCGCUACCCCGGACUGCGGUCACACCCUCAAUAUAACCUCCACCACUCUAUGUCCCGGGGAUCCGGGGCCGUGCUCUCGUUCGAGACCGGUGAUGUCUCCGUAAGCGAGCGCAUUGUUGCGAACGCGAAGCUGUGGGCUAUCAGCGUUAGCUUUGGCUGUGUAAACAGCUUGAUCAGCUUGCCCUGCCGGAUGAGCCAUGCCAGUAUCGAUGCUAAGACGCGAGCGGAGCGCGCGAUGCCCGAGGACUUGAUCCGGCUGUGUGUUGGUAUUGAAGAUGUAGACGAUCUCAUUGAUGACCUGCAGCGAGCGAUAGCUGCAAUCAUGUCGCGGAGCCUGUCCCCAGAUGCAGCUCUCCCCAUUCCAUCGCGGGAUAGGAAAUGGAAUACCAGUCGCUUAGGAGCGCGACUUGGAGUCGACGUCGUCAGUGCAGCAACAGCUGGUGUCCUGACGUGUCCCGUCAUCACAGUGAUUGAUCGAGCCAUCAUCGAAAAGGCAUCAAAAGGUGUCCCAAUUCGCCAAACAAUCACAUCCUCUUUUCGGUCCAUCCUCUCAAAACCGUCGGGCUUCUUUCUCGGAACGCCCUUCCUCCUUAUCUAUGCCGUAUACACGUCAACCUACCUGACGGCCAACACAAUUGACACAGUUACCUCAACGCUGAAAGAUAAGCCCUUCUCAACAGUGUUUCCAGACACCGCGAAGUUCCUCACCACCACCGCCGUGAAUAUGGGUAUAUGCGUCUACAAAGACGCGCGGUUCGCAAGGUUAUUCGGCGCAAACCCCCAACCUCCCCAGCCUCAAGGCCCAUCAUCGACGAACGGGUCCCCCCCAACAAUACCACCAAGAACAACACCUCCAGCAUCAUGUCAUCCGUCCGGCGCGAUGGGAGCACCCAAAGUACCGAAAAUCUCAUACACCCUGUUCUGUCUCCGCGACAGCAUCACAAUCUUCGCCUCCUUCAAUAUUCCCGCCUUAAUUGCGCCGUCAAUACCGGACGCUGUCGCUGCAACGCCCGGGAUGAAGGCCGCUCUUGCGCAAUUCAGCUGUCCGGCGCUCAUGCAGUUCGCUAGUACGCCGAUGCAUCUGCUUGGGUUGGAUCUGUAUAACCGGCAACCGCCCGGUGGGCUCGGGUGGCGGGAGCGAGCGUUGCGGAUAAGGAGGGACUACGUGCCUAGCUGUUUUGCGCGAAUGGGGAAGAUUGUUCCUGCUUAUGGAGUUGGUGGUGUUGUUAAUAUUAGGAUGAGGGCUGGGUUGAUGGGUUAUCUUGAGGGAUUAGAGGCGUAA